CCCAUUGCUGGGGCUGGCCGACAGGUGCCUUGGAGACGCCAGGGAGAUGGAACGGCACUCGACUAGGAUGGGGGGUUGCCCGGCCAUUAAAGCUGCCACCUCCGCAGCUGCGAGGGAGGUCUCGCCUUUUAACUCCCCGGCGACCCUGGGAUUGAAAGGCUUCCGGCCGGAGGCCAUUCGAUGGGACACCCGGAAGGCGGAAGUCCCGGGGCGGAAGUGGCUGAGAGGAGAGGAGAAUGGCGGCGGAAGGCUGGACUUGGCGCUGGGGCUGGGGCCGGCGGUGCCUGGGGAGGCCUGGGCUUCCCGGCCCCGGCCCUGGCCCCGCUGCACCUCUCCUCCUCCUUCUGUUGCUGGGCCCGGUGGCCGCAGAUAUAACCGACGGCAACAGUGAACACCUCAAGCGAGAGCAUUCGCUCAUCAAGCCCUACCAAGGGGUCGGUUCCAGCUCCAUGCCCCUCUGGGACUUCCAGGGCAGCACUAUGCUCACGAGCCAGUAUGUGCGUCUGACCCCCGACGAGCGCAGCAAGGAGGGCUCCAUCUGGAACCACCAGCCUUGCUUCCUCAAGGACUGGGAGAUGCACGUGCACUUCAAGGUCCAUGGCGUCGGCAAGAAGAACCUCCAUGGCGACGGCAUCGCCUUGUGGUACACACGGGACCGCCUCGUGCCAGGGCCAGUGUUUGGAAGCAAAGACAACUUCCAUGGCCUGGCCAUCUUCCUGGACACAUACCCCAACGAUGAGACCACGGAGCGAGUGUUCCCGUACGUCUCGGUGAUGGUGAACAAUGGCUCCCUGUCCUACGACCACAGCAAGGACGGGCGCUGGACCGAGCUGGCGGGCUGCACAGCUGACUUCCGCAACCGGGACCACGAUACCUUCCUGGCUGUGCGCUACUCCCGGGGCCGGCUGACGGUGAUGACUGACCUGGAGGACAGGAAUGAGUGGAAGAAUUGCAUCGACAUCACGGGUGUGCGCCUGCCCACCGGCUACUACUUCGGGGCCUCGGCCGGCACCGGCGACCUGUCUGACAAUCAUGACAUCAUCUCCAUGAAGCUGUUCCAGCUGAUGGUGGAACACACGCCCGAUGAGGAAAACAUUGAUUGGACCAAGAUUGAGCCCAGCGUCAAUUUCCUCAAGUCACCCAAAGCCCCUCCUUUCCUCUCCCCCAGAUAACGUGGACGACCCCACGGGGAACUUCCGCAGCGGGCCCCUGACGGGGUGGCGGGUGUUCCUGCUGCUGCUGUGUGCGCUCCUGGGCAUCAUUGUCUGCGCGGUGGUGGGCGCCGUGGUGUUCCAGAAGCGGCAGGAGCGCAACAAGCGCUUCUACUGAGCGGCUGCAGCCGGGGACCCUGUCCUGGGCCCAGGAGCCAACGUGGACUUUUCUACUGGGACUGUAAAGGACAACAGGGCGACCUUAUUUCUCAACCGUGGCAAAGAAAUGAUUAAAGUAUUUUCGUACAUUUCGCUUCUUGCCCAGCAGGGACAGGCGGCAGGGCUGGGGCUGAGGCCUAGCACUGGCGACGGCGGCGUGUUCGGUCAGCGUCUCGGAGCGGGGGCUGGGCCGGGCUGGGCCGGCCGGGUCCUGGUCCUGCAGGCAGCUGGCGAACACUGGAGGGCCCCGGCCACGCGAUGGGCUCCGAGGACACGGAGCAGCCAUGCUGCUCUGUGGUGCGUGCGGCCGCCGACCAGGCCCACGCCGGGAACGCUGGGCCUUCCUGUUCAGCCCGAGCCUCUUCCCGAGGCAGACGCUUGAGCAGGGCGGGAGCAGCGGCGUGGGCGAGUGUGGCUGUUUGCUAAAUAAAGUGAGAUGACCAACCUCA
This is a messenger RNA of Carlito syrichta (Philippine tarsier), 1819 nucleotides long. It is a transcript of the gene LMAN2, whose product is annotated as lectin, mannose binding 2. Gene Ontology annotation, cellular component: Golgi membrane; endoplasmic reticulum-Golgi intermediate compartment; COPII-coated ER to Golgi transport vesicle. The record is from RefSeq and is a predicted model, not a curated record. Bases 237 to 1172 code for a protein of 311 amino acids. NCBI's taxonomy places the organism in Eukaryota, Metazoa, Chordata, Mammalia, Primates, Tarsiidae. Gene Ontology annotation, molecular function: D-mannose binding. Gene Ontology annotation, biological process: endoplasmic reticulum organization; endoplasmic reticulum to Golgi vesicle-mediated transport; Golgi organization. The transcript is spliced from 8 exons.